GGACCCCCAUUCUACGGACAACUUACUGUACGCCUUUACACAAUAACAGCAAAUAAAGCACGUUCCUUUUCAAAUUAACCUGCGUGGCUUUUACUGCUGUUCGGUCUCAUUGAAGGGGGCCCCGCGCUUGUUGUUGCUCUUCCUCAGAAGGCGGUGAUAAUGUAGUACAGGCGGCGGCUGGACAGACAGUAAACAUGGCGGCGGCUGUCAGGCAGUUGGGAGUAAGAUGGAGCGGCUUGUGGAACAGCCGCGUCUCCCGGGCUCAGAUCGCCCUCUCCGCGUCUCGGCGUGCCCUAUCUACCGGGAAUGCAGUUCACCAGCAGCAGUUCACGUCCUUGGAUGAGAAACCCCAAUUCCCAGGAGCAUCAGCAGAGUUUGUGGACAAGUUGGAGUUCAUUCAGCCCAAUGUCAUAUCCGGUAUCCCCAUUUAUCGGGUGAUGGACCGGCGAGGACAGAUCAUGAACCCAGAUGAAGACCCCAAGUUGCCUAAGGACAUGGUGCUGAAGUUCUAUCAGAAGAUGACACUGCUGAACACAAUGGAUCGCAUUCUGUAUGAGUCCCAGCGACAGGGCCGCAUAACCUUUUAUAUGACCAACUAUGGUGAAGAGGGCACACAUAUUGGCAGUGCUGCCGCACUGGAAUCCAAUGACAUGGUGUUUGGGCAGUACAGGGAAGCAGGUGUCUUAAUGUACAGAGGCUUCCCGCUGGAACUGUUCAUGGCACAGUGCUAUGCCAGUGCCAGAGAUGUGGGUAAAGGACGUCAGAUGCCUGUUCACUAUGGCAGCAAGGAUCUCCAUUUUGUUACAAUCUCAUCUCCUUUGGCAACGCAAAUACCGCAGGCUGUCGGGGCUGCAUAUGCUUACAAAGUGAGUCAGGAGGACCGUGCAGUCAUCUGCUACUUUGGAGAGGGCGCUGCAAGCGAAGGGGAUGCUCAUGCUGGUUUCAACUUUUCAGCCACUCUAGAAUGUCCCAUCAUAUUCUUCUGCAGGAACAAUGGCUACGCAAUCUCAACACCAACCCAUGAGCAAUACAGAGGAGAUGGCAUUGCUGCCAGAGGCCCUGGUUAUGGGAUAAUUUCCAUCAGAGUGGACGGGAAUGAUGUCUUUGCUGUUUAUAAUGCUACCAAAGAGGCAAGGCGCAGAGCAGUGGCAGAAAACCAACCCUUCCUCAUCGAGGCCAUGACUUACAGGAUAGGCCACCACAGUACCAGUGAUGACAGCUCAGCCUAUCGAUCUGUAGAUGAAGUAAACUACUGGGACAAACAGGACCACCCCAUCUCGAGGCUCCGACACUACAUGGUGAACAAGGGCUGGUGGGAUGAGGAGCAGGAAAAAGCUUGGAGGAAGCAGUCCAGGAAACGGGUCAUGGAAGCCUUUGAGGAGGCUGAACGGGCGCUGAAACCAAAACUGGAUCACAUCUUCACUGACGUGUAUGAAGAGACCCCAGUCAGCCUCCAGAAACAACAGGAGGCACUGCAAAGGCACUUAAAGAUGUAUGGGGAGCAUUACCCCAUCGACCAUUAUGAGAAAUAGAUGGACUGUCUGCCGCAUCCUCCCCCGCCCCCCACACACCCACUCCCACAAGUCUGCCUGCCUAUGAAUUUCUGUUUCAUGUCCUGUCACAAAAGCUACUCACCUUCCCCCCCCCCACCCCCGCUUCCCAAUCCCCACUUCACCCCACCCUCUCUUCCCCCCUCAACCUCUAAUCAGAGUGCUCUGUUAGUAAGGUUUAUAGGAAUUUGAUGUUGUACUCCAUGAAAUCCUGGUCUUCCGUGAUCACCUCAUCCCAAACAUGGGAAUGAUGUCAUUGAGAGGUCAUUUCAAAUGAAGCACUGUGUGUGAUGAUCAGUCACCCAGGAGCAGGGUGAAUGUUGUAGCAUUUCAGGACAUCAGAAUUAUUCAGUGCUGUCUGCUUACAGAAAGGGAGGAGGAGACAGUGGAAACUCAAGAGCUGUGAGAAUAGGCUGAUUGUCCCUUCUGGGUUUCAAUGCUCUGUCAGUUCCAGGAGGUUGAGCUAUAAAUAGAGCUCUGUGGGGGAAGUGGCCUGUUCUAUUCACUCAUGUGUUUGAUCUGCAGUGUGAAUUUAUCUUCUCAGUCGCACAAAUUCACUAGCUAAGGGUUUGCAAUGGUGCUGUUUUGGCUUGUGGUAUGUAGCUGGAUGAGAGCAAUAAUCCCUCUUGACCAUUACCUAACCUUUCAGUUUCCUCAAUGUACUCAUCUGCAAUAUUAGCAAGUGAUUCUCUGGGUUCUCCAGAAAACCUUGUGAGUUAAGUACUGAGCCUCGGAACCAAUACACCCCACCCAGCCUGUACGAAAUAGCAUAAAUGCAAUCUUGACCAGUGAGCAGGGUAGGCUGGUCACUGGCCUUGUUGCUCCUAAGCUUUCUGCAGGACUUUGACAUGGCUGUAAAUGUACACACAGCAGUAAUGCACAUGUCUGCCACCAGCACUACCUACUCUACAUUGCUGCUGUAAUACUCUGAGAUGAUUUUUUUUGCUGAAGAUCGGAUCUUUUCGCAUUUUCUCUAAAGCAAAAAUGUUGUUCCUGGUGUUUAAAAUCCAAUUUACAUCUCACUUUUAUUAUGGUUUAGUUGGAUGCUGCAAAUGUUUUGUUUGUCAAAUAGGAUAUGGUUUAAAUCACUUUCGGAAAGGGCUUCCUUGCACACACAGACUCACUUGUAGCUAUUUAAUGACCAAGAUCAAAUCCUCCUGAAAUCAUAGCAUCUUGGAUUUAUGGACUAGAUCUUAAAUUUGACUUGUGUCACAGAGUUUGGAAGGACUGGAGCAGGAUAGGGAGGCACUGGUAUUCAAUCACUGACCAUGAUUGACCCUCUUGUAGGGAAUCAAUCAACCUCAUUUCCUGGAAGAGUACACAGGUGGGGGAGGUCCACAACAGCAUCCCUUUGUUAAUGUUUCUUCAACUGGUGUUUAUUUACAAAUAAGAAGUUGAUGCAGGUCACUUCUUCAGUGCUGUCCAUAUGAAUUUCAUCAAUAAACACCGUGAUUAUUAGUGUAACAGUCUGUGGAGUUGCCAGAUUUGUGCAUCAGUUAAUAAAAAGCUGCAGGUUGCAGUUAACUUCUGGGGUGUUGUCAGUCCUGCUAAUUGUGGUUACAGAUGUAGAUUCAUAAGUCAGAGAUGUACGGCACAGAAGCAGAUCCUUCUAUCCAUCUCGUCCAUGCCGACCAACUAUCCCAAAUUAAUCUCGCCCUUUAUACCAGCAUUUGGCCCAUAUCUCUCUAAACCCUUCCUAUUCAUAUGCAGGUUGUAAUGCACCUACCAGCUCCCGUAUUAGAUCUAAUGUGUCAUUUCUAGCUGACCAGGCCUCUAAGAUAGGCCCUGCUGUCUAUGGUAAUAGUUGUUUGAUAAACUGGGCAUUAUAUUUCUUAUGUGCUUUCAUGGGAUGUGGGUGUCUCUGUUACCCAUCUUUACUCUUGAACUGAGUGAUUGUUCAGGCCAUUUUAACUUCAAUAGUGGGGUGGCUCAGUGGUUAGCGCUGCUACCUUAGAGCACCAGGAACCCAGGUUCAUUUCCACCCUUGGGCAACUCUGUGGAGUUUACGCAUUCUCCCUGUGCCUGUGUGGGUUUCCUCCCACAGUCCAAAGAUGUGCAGUUUAGGUGGAUUGGCCUUGCUAAAAUGCCCUUGAGUGCUCAGGGAUGUGCAGGCAGAUGGGUUAGUGAGGGGAUGUGUAGGGUUACAGGAACAGAUUUGGGGGGAUGGAUCUGGUUGGGAUGCUUUUCGGAGGGUCAGCCUGGACUCAAUGGGCUGAAUGGCCUGCUUCCACACUCUCUCUGCAUUCUAUGAUUCUACAAUUUCAGAAGGCAUCUAAGAUUCUGCCACUUCACUGGAGUUAAAUGAAGGCUGGACAGGCUAAGGAUGGGAGAUUUCCAACCUUAAAAGACAUUAGUAAACUAAUGGUUAGCAGUUCAUUGGUUGCCGUUAAUGAGAUUAAUUUCAGACAUACUUAUUAAAUUUUAAAUUUCAACAGCAGGCAUCGUGAACCCACACCCUCUGGGUUAUCACUACUCCACUGCCUCUGCAUCAUGGAAUUAGCACUCUGGGAAAACAGCAUAAGAGCGUAAGAACUAGGAGCAGGAGUAGGCCAUCCGGCCCCUUUAGGCCCCACCAUUUAAUAAGAUCAUGGCUGAUCUUUGAGACUCAGCUCCACUUACCCGCCCACUCACAAUAACCCUUAAUUCCUUCACUGUUCAACAACUUGCCUUAAAAACUUCUAGGGAGGUAGGUUCAGCCACUUUACUGGACAGAGAAUUCCACAAAUUCACAACCCUUGGAUGAAGAAGUUCCUCCUGACCUCAGUCCUACAUCUGCUUCCCUUUAUUUUGAGGCGAUGCCCUCUAGUCCUAGUUUCACCUGCUAGCGGAAACAACCUCCCCGCCUCCACUUUACCUAUUCCCUUCAUAAUCUUAUAUGUUUCUAUAAGAACUCCCCUUAUUCUUCUGAAUUCUGGUGAGUAUAAUCCAAGUCUACUCAGUCUCUCCUCAUAAUCCAACCCUCUCAACUCUGGAAUCAACCGAAUGAAUCUCCUCUACACCCCCCUCCAGUGCUAGUAUAUCUCUUUGCAAGUAAGGAGACCAAAACUGCACAUAGCACUCCAGGUGUGGCUUCACCAGGACCCGAUACAGCUGCAGCAUAGCCUCCCUGUUUUUUAAACUCCGUCCAUCUGGCAAUGGCAGACAAAAUUCCAUUUGCCUUUUCAAUUACCUGCUGUACCUGCAAUCCCACUUUUAGUGAUUCAUGCACAAGUACACCCAAGUCCCUCUGCAUAGCAGCAUGCUGCAAUUUUUUACCAUUUAAAACAUAGUCCAUUUUGCUGUUAUUCCUACCAAAAUGGAUGCCCUCACACUUAUCAACAUUGUACUCCAUCUGCCCGCUCAUUUAGACUAUCUAUUAUCCCUCUGCAGACUUUCAGUGUCUUCUGUACACUUUGCUCUACCACUCACCUUAGUGUCAGCUCCAAAUUUUGACACAGGACACUUAGUGCCCAGCUCCAAAUCAUCUAUAUAAAUUGUAAACAAUAGAGGUCCCAACACUGAUCCCUGAGGCACACCACUAGCCACUGCCAACCAGAAAAACGCCCAUUUGCCCCUACUGUCUGCUUUCUACUGGUCGACCAAUCCUCUAUCCAUGCCAAUACACUACAUUAUCUUCUGUAGCAGCCUUUGGUGUGGCACCUUGUUAAAUGCCUUCUGGAAAUCCAGAUACACCACAUCCACAGGUUCCCCAUUGUCCACCAUGCAAGUGAUGUCCUCAAAGAAUUCCACCAAAUUAAUUAAACAUGACCCACUCUUCAAGAACCCAUGCUGGGUGUUCCCAAUGGGAUAAUUUAUAUCCAGAUGUCUUGCUAUUUCUUCCUUAAUGAUAGAUUCAAGCAUUUUCCCCACUACCGAAGUUAAGCUGACUGACCUGUAGUUACCUGCUUUUUGUCUCCUUCCUUUUUUAAACAGUGGCGUCACAUUGGCUGUUUUCCAAUCUGUGAGACCACCUAAGUAGACCAGUGCUCCAGACUGAACUUCACAAUUUUAAGAGGAAGUAUGCAGGGGGAGGGGUCAGCUCAGUGAAGGUAUGUCUUUGUGGGUGAUUCACUCCACCCUAACUCCUCUCAUUUCUCCCAUGUCGUGUGUACUUUAUGGUAAGCAGCUCUAAUGUCAAACUGUGAAGUAUUCUGUAACAAUGUAAUGUUAUACAGCAGGAUGUAUUCAUCUCCCAAGAGAUGCUGGCUGCUUUCUUUGCUGAGCUAGUAACAAAAAAGGACAUAGGACUGUAAAUUCUAGCUGUGGAAUCACAUGCUUUGUGGAGAGGAUCACUUUCACAGUAUUGUGAUCACAAGGCACAGACAUUCUCUCUUCCUGCAGGCUCCAUGCUCUCCUCCAUUUCCAAUAGUCCAUCAGCCUGUCUCAUUGUGUUUUUUUCCUCAUAACAGUAAAAUGAGUAAUGUUAAUGCACUAUCCUAUUACAUUAUUGUGUCCAAGUCAGAAGUUUGUCAUUGCAAGUCCCACUCCAGCAAAAACACUGUAUCCUGAUGUAUUGACAGACUCUGUGUAUUGCAAGUCAUUUCAUUCCAUAAUGGAUUACUGUGUUAGUGUUACGGAAGUGGCUGGUCUCCUCUGAUGGCCACCAUCAAUGUAAUUCAGAGGGCAUGGGACAAGCUGGUGAUUAUUUGGCUAGAGCCUGGAGCCAUUGAUAUUACAGAAGAUUCCACAUUUGUGCAGAUCUGAUUGUUGGUUUAUGGUGUCAGAACUCUGCUCAAUGUUGCUGACCUGUGGUAAAUUACAGACUGCACAAGUUGUUGACAGCUCUGGAAAUUUGCUUAAUUCUUUUGCCUGCGUCUCUGGGUUCUGCUGUCGUCAUUGAAAGGAGACAUUGCUGGCACACAAAAUGACACAAACAAGCUGGUGUUAGGAUUCCCUACAGCACUUACCACAAAUGGCAGAUAUGAUUUAAACAACUUUCUUAAAGAGUCCUACUGCAAUUAUCAAUAAAGGACUUUCUAACCAGCUUUCUAUUUUGCUCACCACAUCCCACCUCGUCUUCCCAUCUGUAUGUGUAAUUUGUUUAUAAACCCAGAUUUUCUCUUCCUAAAAGAUUAAUCUGGUUUGUGUACUAGGCAAAGGUCUAUUUUGACUGAAUGGAAACAAAUAUCACAAAAAUUCCCCAGGGAUCUUUACAAUCUUCCUUGUUUGCAGUACCUGACCUCCCUAUUAACAAUGCUGGUCAAACACUGCACUGUGAACUACAAACAUCAAAACACUUUGUUCCUUUUUGACUCUCAUUUUCCGUUUUAAUUUGGCCGGUGAUGUUGUAAACUCUCUGUCAGAAAACUGUCAAUAUGAAAUUCCCCUGGAUCCUGCUUUGAUUUUUUUUUGGCACACUAGCAGUGUGUUUUGCAGCUGUUAACACAAGCUGUUAACUAAGGAGAUCUGAUAGAUGAUAGCAUAGCUGUAGAAUUGAGAGCUGUUUCGUUGAUGUGGGACUCGGAGCGGAGAAAGGGUUUGAUUAACUAAUGUUCACGCUGAGUGUUGAACUAGAAGCAGCAGAACAAAUCCCAGCUUCAAAUUUAUCUUCAAAAAUGCUGUUACAAAACAAUGUUAUAGCUACAUGUUUAAUCAUUGCUUUUUUUAAAAAUAAAAAUCAAAAGACAGUGAAAAAAUGUGCAAUCUUACGUGAGUGUUAAGGGUGCUGGUUGGUAAUGCUGGUUCUGAAGGACAGUGAAGGUAAUGACUGAGGGUGUCUUUUUAUACAGAGGUUCUAGCUAAUUUUGGGGUUGUUGUAAUGUCUCCAAUCUUCUGGAUUUAAUUCUUACUGGCUGUAGAGCUGAAUUAAAUACCUUUCUGUCACAAUGUUAGUCAAAUUAAACUUCCUUGUGUCAUUGUGUUUCAUUCCUUCAGACAGGCAACUAAAAGUAUUUUUGAGCUCGAUAAAAGAAUGUGAAGGUACUGGUAUUGGACUGGGAUGAACAAAGUCAGAAAUCACACGACACCAGGUUUAUUUGAAAUCACAAGCUUUCGGAGCGCUGUUCCUUUGUCAGCUGACAGAGGAGCAGUUCUCUGAAAGCUUGUGAUUUCAAAUAAACCUGUUAGCCUAUAACUUAGUGUUGUGUGUCUUCUGAAGAAAGACAGAAGUGCUUGAGGUGAUUUUAACAGUUUCUAGAGCUAGGGUGAGUCUCUGGAAUUUUCAAACAUGUGGCACAAAGUCUGUCCCAAGUAUUGGGAAUCUAAGCUCUCUCAAAUUGUGACCUGUGGUGUCUUGCAAACAGCUUUGUAACUACAGAAAUUACUCUGAAGGGGAGCCACAAGAAUGCUAUGCACUUUGAUCAGGUAUUCUGCAAGUGCGUAACCUAUUCAAACGUGACUUAUUUCAGCAGUGCAGGCAAAAAAAAAGCCAGUUGUUGCUGUGAUGAAAUGUGAAAAUAUUAAAGAUUGUAUAUUUCA
Messenger RNA from Stegostoma tigrinum, 7946 nucleotides. It is a transcript of the gene bckdha, whose product is annotated as branched chain keto acid dehydrogenase E1 subunit alpha. Gene Ontology annotation, molecular function: oxidoreductase activity, acting on the aldehyde or oxo group of donors, disulfide as acceptor. The transcript has 9 exons. Gene Ontology annotation, biological process: branched-chain amino acid catabolic process. NCBI's taxonomy places the organism in Eukaryota, Metazoa, Chordata, Chondrichthyes, Orectolobiformes, Stegostomatidae. The coding region runs from base 195 to 1532 and encodes 445 amino acids. The record is from RefSeq and is a predicted model, not a curated record.